This is a messenger RNA of Spirometra erinaceieuropaei, 588 nucleotides long. Lineage: Eukaryota; Metazoa; Platyhelminthes; Cestoda; Diphyllobothriidea; Diphyllobothriidae. The record is from the annotation of a GenBank genome assembly.
AUGGAACAGGCCUCGAACGUUGGUCACACUCGAAAGCUCUAUCGUCUGAUCCGCCAAGUUAGCGGUAAGCCCUCUACAAUGAGUGACUCUGUUCGCGAUGUGAACGGCGGCUUUAUUGCUGACAACUCGGCCAAAGUCGAGCGCUGGCGUGAGCACUUUGAGCACCAUCUCAACUUCGAUACCCAACCAACAUCGCCCUUGUUCUCCUUCUCAGCGGAGUUUCUUCCCUCUCCUACCUAUGCAGUGCCAUGCGAUCCCCCCUCCGAGGAGGAAGUCGCCGAUGCCAUAAGAAAGUUGCGCAACAAUAAGGCACCCGGAGAGGACGGUAUAUCCGUUGAAAUCUUUAAGUCUUAUGUCGACACUCUGGCGCCCUGGCUCCAUGAGGUGAUUGAACGAGCGUGGAGAGACGAGGUUGUUCCUGAUGACUGGGGCUUGGGCAUCCUUGUACCUAUCCUCAAGAAGGGAGAUAAGACGAGAUGCGAGAAUUACUGCGGCAUAAGUCUCAUCGACGUUGCUGCGAAAAUCUUCGCUAUUGUCCUACUCAGACGAUUCCAGGCUGUGCGUGACUCAAGGACGAUGCCCAACUAA